AAAGACAGGAAAGAGCCCACCCACUGCACCAAAUGCCAAAGCUUCAACCACAUUGCCAAGAACUGCAAAGCUGAACAUGACAUUUGUGGUACCUGCAGUGACCAGCACCACACCUCAGCCUGCAAUUCUUUCUGUAUGACACAAUGUGUCAACUGUAGAAGUCAGCAACACAUGAGCUGGAGCCAUUCCUGCCUGGAGUUCUCCAGAUGCUGCAGAGAGAUCAAUGAGAAGUAUCUGGAAAAUUGCAUGCCCUACUUCCCCACU
Molecule: messenger RNA, 264 nt
Organism: Suillus subaureus
Lineage: Eukaryota; Fungi; Basidiomycota; Agaricomycetes; Boletales; Suillaceae
Exons: 1
Source: RefSeq, a predicted model, not a curated record